Messenger RNA from Epinephelus fuscoguttatus (brown-marbled grouper), 971 nucleotides. RefSeq names its product small nuclear ribonucleoprotein polypeptides B and B1 (gene snrpb). Gene Ontology annotation, molecular function: RNA binding. The transcript has 7 exons. The record is from RefSeq and is a predicted model, not a curated record. Gene Ontology annotation, biological process: mRNA splicing, via spliceosome. Gene Ontology annotation, cellular component: U4/U6 x U5 tri-snRNP complex; U5 snRNP; U2-type prespliceosome. The coding region runs from base 150 to 866 and encodes 238 amino acids. Lineage: Eukaryota; Metazoa; Chordata; Actinopteri; Perciformes; Serranidae.
GUAGGAACAGUUCCGCUGCGGCACACACUGCUGCUGCGUCACUUCCUGUGUAUCAGUGAUAAAGACGGGCCUGGCGGGACCUCCGCGGCUCAAUUUUUUUGGUUUGUUCGGUGAAUCCGGCGGGAAUCGGAGCCAUCAGAACCGCAAACAUGACGGUGGGGAAGAGCAGUAAGAUGCUGCAGCACAUCGACUUCAGGAUGAGGUGCAUCCUGCAGGACGGACGAAUCUUCAUUGGCACCUUCAAGGCCUUCGACAAACACAUGAACCUGAUCCUGUGCGACUGCGACGAGUUCAGGAAGAUCAAGCCAAAGAACUCGAAGCAGCCGGAGCGUGAGGAGAAGAGGGUUCUGGGUCUGGUUCUGCUGAGGGGGGAGAACCUGGUCUCUAUGACGGUGGAGGGCCCGCCCCCUAAAGAUACUGGUAUAGCUCGCGUCCCGUUGGCGGGUGUGGCCGGAGGUCCAGGUGUGGGCCGGGCGGCGGGACGGGGCGUCCCUGCAGGAGCUCCGAUGCCUCAGGCUCCAGCAGGACUCGCCGGACCCGUCAGAGGGGUGGGCGGACCUUCACAGCAGGUGAUGACUCCGCAGGGCAGAGGGACAGUUGCCGCGGCAGCAGCAGGAGCGAGUAUCGCCGGUGCUCCCACGCAGUAUCCCCCUGGACGAGGAGCCCCGCCCCCAAUGGGUAGAGGAGCCCCGCCUCCAGGCAUGAUGGGCCCGCCCCCUGGCAUGCGGCCCCCCAUGGGUCCUCCGAUGGGGAUGCCUCCAGGCCGAGGCGCUCCGAUGGGGAUGCCCCCCCCAGGCAUGAGGCCGCCGCCCCCUGGCAUGAGAGGACCGCCCCCUCCCGGGAUGAGACCGCCCCCCCGGCCCUGAGGUAGCCCCGCCCCCUCAGACUCACCUGUUGUAUAGAUUUUUUUUUUUUUUUUUUUUAAAUCUUGGGUUUGUGUUUUUUAAUAAAGUUUCUUCAGGACGGUUCAA